This is a messenger RNA of Amoebophrya sp. A120, 287 nucleotides long. The record is from the annotation of a GenBank genome assembly. Lineage: Eukaryota; Dinophyceae; Syndiniales; Amoebophryaceae.
CGCGAACCUCUCGAGCCUAGCAGGCGCGCCAGCCGCGGCCAUUCCUUCGGGCCCCCCUUCGUGGCGCGCCAGCCGCGGCCCUUCCUUCGCUCCAGCGUUCCAACCUGGAACAGCUCGACCGAGAUGCCCCCGCACGUAUGAGGCCGGCAGCGCAAGGAAACAGGCCAAAGAAGUAACGAGACGGACCGCCGGCCAUUCUCUAGCUUGCCGGGGCUGCCCCCGCCAGGCCACUAGGCGCCCGGGCCCCAUAUACGCGCGCCAGCCCGGGCGCGAGCCCGCCGGCGGUC